AUGAAGCUCAUCGCCAUUUUCGUCUGUCGCUGCCCUGCCGGCUCGGACAGCGUUGUCUUCCUGAGUGCUGCUUAUGACCUCUCUAGCUUUUCCUUCUACCAACGGAACACUGUAAAGGAAGGUCUUAAGUUUGUUACAAGGACAGCCAUCCCUCGGCUGCCUGUAGGCAGCCAGCAGGAAGUAGAGCACGAGGGUUCUUGUGCCUUUGUUUAUCGUUAUCCUGAUUCUUUAGCUGUAUUGGCUAAUCCCCUAGAGAUGGACAAGUUGCUGCAGGCGCAGCAGAAGGCGGAUGCAGCACAGGCGGUUGCACAAUAA
This is a messenger RNA of Eimeria maxima, 315 nucleotides long. RefSeq lists its product as hypothetical. NCBI's taxonomy places the organism in Eukaryota, Apicomplexa, Conoidasida, Eucoccidiorida, Eimeriidae. Gene Ontology annotation, molecular function: SNAP receptor activity. The coding region runs from base 1 to 315 and encodes 104 amino acids. Gene Ontology annotation, cellular component: Golgi apparatus. Gene Ontology annotation, biological process: endoplasmic reticulum to Golgi vesicle-mediated transport. The transcript has 6 exons. The record is from RefSeq and is a predicted model, not a curated record.